This is a messenger RNA of Schizosaccharomyces octosporus yFS286, 1582 nucleotides long. RefSeq names its product membrane transporter. Gene Ontology annotation, biological process: phosphatidylcholine biosynthetic process. Lineage: Eukaryota; Fungi; Ascomycota; Schizosaccharomycetes; Schizosaccharomycetales; Schizosaccharomycetaceae. The transcript has 7 exons. The coding region runs from base 261 to 1505 and encodes 414 amino acids. The record is from RefSeq and is a predicted model, not a curated record.
UUUUACUUUGUUUAAAACUUUCCUUUGUUUAUAGAGCCUCAACAACUUCAUCUUUGCUAAGGUAAUGCUCUGACCUAAUAAGUGAAUAAAUACUCUUUACAGCGAAUUAUGUAGUCACCCAGCCUACACCUCACACGGAGUUAAAGACGAAGAAAAACCCUUAUACUACUGUUAUAUCUAUUCCAAAAAAAUCUGGAUUCAAUAAAUCACGCUUAUUCCUAGUGCUUAUUGUGGGUACGUCGCUAUCGUAACCAACCACAAUGAACAGUGACGAUUCUGAAUUUGAUUCAGAUGCUGAGUCUGGAUAUUCCAUAUUUGAUGAAAAUGAUGGAUACGCUCUUCAUGGACUCGAUAACUCAUUAGGCUUGUCGGAUCUUGUGGACUUUCCAAACAUUCUCCGGGUGUACUCCUGGAUACAGAACCAUUAUAAGAAGAAAAAAGGGCAGCUUCGCCAUGGCGUAAACCGUCAGAAGCACAAAUUACAACCAUUACAUCGACAACUCAACCAAGAAUCCGAGAAAUUGAAAGAGAAAUUUGGACAUUCCAUUGAUGAGUUACAGGCAAAGUGGAAUUCUGGUCAGAUGGUCCGUUUUCGGGACAAAGUAUCAUUUCUUUUGGGAGUUAGUACCUCCAUUUUGACGGCUUUACUUUUGGGAAUGGCUCCAGAAUACAUUCAUAUAUGGUACACAAUCCAACUUCUCAUUUUCCUUCCACUAAGAUACUAUACAUACCAUCGUAAAGGUUAUGUUUAUUUCAUUGCUGAUUUCUGUUAUUGGGGGAAUAUAAUGCUAUUAGCAUAUAUAUGGGUUUUCCCCUUCAGUCGCAGGUUAUUCAUUCUGAGUUACUCCGUGAGUUACGGCACUCUUGCUUGGUCGGUUGUAGCUUGGAGAAACAGUCUUUUAUUUCACUCUCUUGAUAAGAUCACGAGCCUAUUUAUUCAUUUCUUCCCUCCUCUAGUUUUACAUACGCUAGUCCAUCUAGUCAACCCAUCCCAUGUCCAGGAGCGUUUUCCAGCUAUACCAAACGUACCGAAUAUAUAUUUGGGAUCUUCAAUAAAAAUUGCAUCCAUAUCAUACGCCUUAUGGCAGAUAUGGUACUACUUCUUCAUCCAAGUUGGAAAACGUGAAGAAAUUCAAGCAGGAAAACCGACUUCUUUUACGUGGAUGUCAAAAGCCUACUCCAAAACCAUUUUAGGAAAAGCAAUAAACGCAUUGCCUGAAAAUCUUCGACCAUUCGCUUUUAUGGUUCUCCAAUAUUUAUAUUCCAUUACUACGAUGUGUCCAUGCUCUAUUUGGUACAAUAAUAAAGUUUAUUCAACUGUCUUCUUGGUUAUCAUAUUUGGUUGGUCUGUGUGGAAUGGCGCAUCUUAUUAUAUCGAUGUUUUUGGUAUGCGAUUUCAAAAAGAAUUGGAAACUCUAAAACUUGAAAUUGCUAAUGAUCCUUCGCGCUCCUCUCCAUCUAGCGAGUUAGAUCCAGAAAAUUCAAAAAGUUCCAAAGUAAAAUAAAGUCCAAUAAUGCUUGAAAUAUCAUAAGAAGGAACUCACAAUGAAUUAUUAAAAUUAUUAUUAUUAUUAUUAUUAUA